UAAUAAGCGAUGUACUUCCUUUUUUUCUUAGCUCUGAGAAGCUGCCAGACUGGGUGAGAAUCAAGGGCUUUUCGUUUUGUGGGAACCCUUGCUGAAUCCUGCUGGAGAGCGUUUCUCAGAUUGUUCCUGGUAUCUCAGUGCCAUGGAAACCAGGUGCCUGCUCCUGCUCUCAGGUCUCAGUGUCCUGCUGGCUCUGUCAGGCUCAGAAGUGAAGAAUUCUGGAGCUUCCUGUCUUCCAUGCCCUGAGCAUGCAAGCUGCUCCAACAGCACCCACUGUGCUUGUAAAGAUGGGUUUCAGUCCGUGUCUGGGAGGAGGUACUUCCCCGAUCUGAGUGAGACAUGUGAAGAUAUUGAUGAGUGUAACGCCGGGCUGGCAAAGUGCAAGCUGCAAUCAUAUUGCGUAAAUGACAUCGGAAGAUACUACUGCGUCUGUGUCUCAAAUAUUCCUGUCAUCAACUGGCUGGCUAGUUUGUUUAAAUUGAAUCGUUCAGAGUGCUACGAGAACACUGGUGAGCAGACACAGAUUUGGAUAACUCUAAAGAACAAUGGAAGCAAAGAGUACAUUGCAAAAAAGGCUACCCAACUACUUCAAAGCUUGGAGUCAAGCAUUUUGAAUGAGAGUUUUGUUUCUCCAGGAAAGCGUGAAGAUCCUGUGCUUGAUAUAGUCUAUGAAACCAAGAAGUGCGACAAGACAAGUGAGAAGACUGUUCUGGAAGCUGGAAAUAACACAAUGGAUUUGAACUGCACUGAUGCUUUCAAAGGAAACACAGGAGAUAAGAGUGCGGUUGCACUUAUCACUUAUCGGUCCCUUGGGGAUAUUCUGAAUGGAUCCUUUUUUAGUAAUACAAGAGGAGCAGUGGAAGUGAAGAUGAACUCUCAUGUUGUGAGUGGCACCAUUGGUAUGAAGGAAAAAGUUUAUCUGUCUAAUCCUGUAUUCCUGACCUUCAAACAUACUCAGCCUGUUGGUGUCAGAGCAAAACAUUUGUGUGUCCACUGGGAAGGAUCGGAGGAGGGAGGCAGCUGGUCAACAGAGGGCUGCACUCAUGUGGCCAGCAAUGAUUCGUACACCAAAUGCAAGUGCUUCCACCUUUCCAGCUUUGCCGUCCUCAUGGCUCUUGCUCCUAAGGCAGAUGGCGCCCUGGCUGCGAUCACCUACGUGGGGCUGAGCUUGUCUCUGCUGUGCCUCCUCCUGGCGGCCCUCACCUUCCUCCUGUGCCGACCCAUCCAGAACACCGGCACCUCCCUCCACCUGCAGCUCUCCAUCUGCCUCUUCCUGGCUGACCUGGUCUUCCUCACGGGGUUUAAGCAAACUGAACCUAAGGUGCUGUGCGCCAUCAUCGCAGGUGUGCUUCACUACCUCUACCUGGCUGCCUUCACCUGGAUGUUCCUCGAAGGGCUGCACCUCUUCCUCACCGUCAGGAACCUCAGGGUGGCCAACUACACCAGCACAGGCAAAUUCAAGAAGAGGUUCAUGUACCCUUUGGGCUAUGGGAUUCCAGCUCUGAUUGUGGCUGUGUCUGCAUCAGUAGGACACAAAAAUUACGGAACACAUUCUCACUGCUGGCUCAAGCGUGAUGAAGGGCUCCUCUGGAGCUUCAUGGGGCCAGUGGCCAUCAUUAUCUUGAUAAACUUGAUAUUCUACUUCCAAAUUCUGUGGAUUUUGAGAAACAAACUUUCAUCCCUCAAUAAAGAAGUUUCCACCAUUCAGGACACCAGAGUCAUGACAUUUAAAGCCAUUGCUCAGCUGUUUAUCCUGGGCUGUCCUUGGGGCCUUGGGUAUUUUAUGGUUGAUGCAGUUGGGGAGACAGUCAGAUCAAUCAUUGCCUACUUGUUCACCAUCAUCAAUGUCCUGCAGGGGGUUUUUCUCUUUGUGGUAUACUGUCUCCUUAAUCGCCAGGUGCGAAUGGAAUACAAGAAGUGGUUUAGGAGGAUGCAGAAAGGGGCUGAAACCGAAACCACUGAGGUCUCUCACUCUACUACCCACACCAAAGUGGAGGAACUGGGGAAGUCAUCGGAAACCUUUCACAGAAGAAACAUGGUGUCUGUUCAUCCACAGCCUCGGACUCAUCUUGUCACUGUUUUGUGGCAAAGAACAGAAAACUGAGCUGCUUAUGGAUGGUGCCUCUCUAUAUAGGGUCAUGUAUGAAUUGGACAAAUGCCACCAUCUGUCAUCUUUCCUGUGAAAAUGAGUCCUGACUCAUUCCCCUAUUUUGGCUUCUAGCUCCAUAGAAAGAAAGGGGCACAUGGGAGACUUCUUAGACCUGGAUUCCGGUAUUGUAUGUCACAUGCAAUUAAUUUCUAGGAAUCCUUUUUUGUUUGUUUGUUUGUCUAUUUUUUCUUAGUCUCAGGUGUAUAAAACAAGAUAAUGAUUAGAUAUUUACAUACCUCACAAAGUGGUAACCCCAACAAG
Molecule: messenger RNA, 2410 nt
Organism: Rhinolophus ferrumequinum (greater horseshoe bat)
Lineage: Eukaryota; Metazoa; Chordata; Mammalia; Chiroptera; Rhinolophidae
Product: adhesion G protein-coupled receptor E4-like
Exons: 17
Coding region: 143-2104 (653 amino acids)
Biological process (GO): adenylate cyclase-activating G protein-coupled receptor signaling pathway; cell surface receptor signaling pathway
Cellular component (GO): membrane
Molecular function (GO): calcium ion binding; G protein-coupled receptor activity
Source: RefSeq, a predicted model, not a curated record